Messenger RNA from Magnolia sinica, 1519 nucleotides. Its product is annotated as transcription factor MYB11-like. The transcript is spliced from 3 exons. Lineage: Eukaryota; Viridiplantae; Streptophyta; Magnoliopsida; Magnoliales; Magnoliaceae. Bases 56 to 1210 code for a protein of 384 amino acids. The record is from RefSeq and is a predicted model, not a curated record.
CAUAUCAUCCCAUCCAAGAUCCCUCUCUCUCUCUCUCUCUCUCUCUCUCUCUGUAAUGGGAAGAGCUCCCUGCUGCGAGAAAGUGGGACUGAAGAGAGGGAGAUGGACAGCUGCAGAGGAUGAGAUCUUGCUGAAAUACAUUCAAGCCAAUGGAGAAGGGUCAUGGAGGUCAUUACCUAAGAAUGCAGGCUUGUUGAGGUGUGGGAAGAGCUGCAGACUAAGGUGGAUUAACUACCUAAGAGCUGAUUUAAAGAGAGGGAAUAUCUCUGCUGAAGAAGAAGAAAUCAUCAUCAAGCUACAUGGUUCUUUUGGUAAUAGGUGGUCUCUGAUAGCUGGGCAUCUACCUGGGAGAACUGAUAAUGAGAUCAAGAACUACUGGAAUUCUCAUCUGAGUAGGAGACUUCACAGUUUCAAGGGGCCUAAUGAUGAAGUGCCUGUGAUCAUCGACAUUGGCAAGAUAACUGGUGGGCCCAAGAGAAAGGGCGUUAAAUCAAGCAAGUCUGCCAUGAAGAAGGGCCCCACCAAUGAGGAAAUGAGUAAAGAUGAAGAACAUGACACAGACGAAGAAGCCCCGAAAGACAAUUUUGGUCAGAAUGAGAAGACGGAGAGCAUGUCGUUGGGUGGUUCCUACAAUGAGAAUGGGGUGGGGAUGUUCCAUGGUGAGGAAUUAGAAAGUGGCGUCUUUGGCCCACCUCAACUGCUAGAGGAUGGGAUCUUUUGUUGUCCUGAUGACAGCAUGGGAAGUGGGGUAAUAGGCCCCACAGAGGGGAGAGAAAAUCCGACUGUGGGCCUAUUUCUAGAGAGUGAGAGUGGGAGCGUGGGCCCCAUUGAAGGUAUUGGAGAUGAUUUCUUCUUCCUUGAUGAAGCGAUAGAAAGUGGGAUGAUGGUUGGUGCAAAUGAGGAGAGAGAAACUGGGGUGAGGGGUGCUGAUGAGGAGAGAGAAAAUAGGGUCAUGGGUCUGAAGGAUGAGAGAGAGAAUGGUGUGAUGGAUGAGACUAGAUCACCCAUGGCGUCUUGUUUUGAUCAGGUAGGGUGCUUGCAGGAUGGAUGGCUGGAUUGGGAGUGGGACCAGGUAAUGGAGGGUGGAGAGGAUUUGUCUUCAUGGCUAUUGGAAAGUGAUAGUGAGGAAGGGAAUUACCAUAGCAUGAUGGAAAGCGAGCAGGAAAAGUUCAUUGCUUGGCUUCAAUCUGCCGAUACAAAUGUCAUGUGAAGAUUCCAAAUAGGGAUUACUGUAAAUGGAAUAAAUACUCAAAUAAAUGAUCGUUGUUGCUUGCAAUGGAGAUUUGUUGGUAAAGGCUUUGUGGGACUCAGAGAAAGGGCCUCCGUAGUUUUAAAUGCAUUUUCUAGAUGCUGUUAUUCUGGAAUAUUCAUUGCAGUGUUGGAUUACAUGAGAAAGCUUAUUUUCAUCCACACAGCUGUAUCAUUGCGUGUCACAUUUAAACCAAAAUAUCUAUGAAAUGUAACUUUCUCUUUCCUUAAUCUAAACCAAAUCGUAUAGAAAUUUUGUGCUUUUAUUGCC